Messenger RNA from Emiliania huxleyi CCMP1516, 1248 nucleotides. RefSeq lists its product as hypothetical. The coding region runs from base 1 to 1248 and encodes 415 amino acids. The record is from RefSeq and is a predicted model, not a curated record. Gene Ontology annotation, molecular function: protein binding. NCBI's taxonomy places the organism in Eukaryota, Haptophyta, Isochrysidales, Noelaerhabdaceae. The transcript has a single exon.
AUGUCCCGCGCAGCGGCGAGCAUCAAGUCAAUGGGCGUCGAUCGGCUGGUGGCGACGCUAGCAGAGUUUGGCACGGAGGACGAGCGCCUCGCCCGAGCGUGCUUCACCAGCCUUCUCUGUCGCGUGAUGGACGAGGUUGCGCGGCAGGGGGAAGCGUAUGCAGAGCUGCCUUUCGUCUGCGCCGUCACGGGCGCGAUGCUCGCGCACAAGGCCACGCCCGAGUUCCUACAGACGGGUGGGAUGCUACUCGCCCCCGUGCUCACCGGCUUGGCUCCGAGCCGUGAGGCCCUAUCGAUGGGCGCCGAGGCGUUGGUCGCGAUGAUGCUGCCGAUGCUGCCGCUCUCAGGCAGUGCCGCUCUGAGCCAGAUUGCGCCGAAUGUGCUGCUUCUGCUCGCUCUGGUGGCUCGAAACUCGGACGUCCUGUUGGAUGCGGGGGCCGUGGGGCUCUUCGAGGCGGUGCAGCGCUCCCACCACGUGCCCGAGGACCUGAAGGUCAAAUGCGGCGUUGCCGUCGAGAUCGUCCGGGAUGGAGAUAUCACGCUGACUCCCGAGCCGUCCUUUGAGGAGUGGCAGGCAAACGAGGCGAGAAAGGCGAGCGUGCUGGCGGCGAAGGCGCGCGGCACCGCGGCGUUCCGCCGUGGUGAGUGGGAGCUGGCGGCCCGCGAGUAUGGCGCUGCGCUCGAGGUGUACGCUGGCGCUGGCGCUGGCACGCCGCCGCCGCCGAGGGCGCGCCGUACGGCUCCGGUCUACUCCGGGCCCGCCCUCACCAGCGAGGAGCGUGAGGAGCAGCGCGCGGAGCAGGUGGUCCUCCACUCCAACUGCGCCGAGGCCUUUCUGCGGCUCGACGAGUACCAGGCGGCCAGGGAGUGCGCGACGGCCGCGCUUGAGCUCGAUCCUGCGCACGGCAAGAGCCUGCACCGGCGCGCGCGGGCUCUGCGGCAGCUCGGCCCGUGGAUCGGAGGCGACGCCGCGCUGGUCGGCGCCGAAGCGGACCUUUUGGAGCUGACGCGCCUCGGCGGCGGCGCGGCCGUGGCCGAGCUGCUGGCGGAGGUGCGCGAGGUGCAGGCGAGGAUGCGAGCCGCGCGAGGCGAGGCGCAUCACAGCCACGUCUCGCAGUUUCUCGAGCGGGAACGCGAGGCUCGCCUCGCCGGGCCGACGCCGUACCAAGGCUUGCAGCGCAGUGGGACGGAGGCUCUAUAUCGAUCAAUUCAAUUCGCGCUGCGUUCCCUCUGCACUGCGGCGAACUGA